CAAACGUCACUAUGGUAUCGGAAGGUGGAAUAACUAACUCUGUCACGAACUUCACCAGAAUCCCAAUGUCUUUAGCAACAUUUACAACCAUGGGCAACUUUUCUGGAAUGACUAAAACUGAUGCAGCUACUUCCACAGCAUCACCAAGUAACUUCACAGUCACCUCUAGCGCCCCUUCGGCUGCAGUGCUCCCCAGUGAUAACUCAUCAAUCAAUGCCACCACGUUGUUCCCCACCAGUAUUACUCUGACAUCACCCAUGGUGACUCAGGACAGUCACACAACAAACUUAAAACCCAUUCAGCAGACAACAGAGCAGAAUCAGAACUCUAGUAACACUUCUAAUACAUCAUCUAAUUCAGAAGAUGCGAAUGAAGAGAAAACCAACAAAGUAGGAAUAAUAGUUGGUGUCACUGUAGGAGCCAUUUUGGGAUCUAUAUUCAUUGGUCUGAUUGGGUAUUUGAUAUGGGGUAAGAAAAGUUCUGAGUCAUUUUCCCACAGACGGCUUUAUGAUGAUACAAGGAAUGACCCAGUUCUCCACUUAGACAGCUCACUUGGACCAUAUGAUACCCAUUUUGGACGUGUGUCACAUGGCAACACCAGCACAGCAGACAAGGCUGAGGAAGACAACACAGGGAGCUCAUCCUAUGACAUUCCUAUGGCUGACAUUGCAUCAUCCCUCCCUUCGCUGUAAUAUUCACUUCAGGUUAUAUUCUCAUCUCUUAUCUACAGAUUAUAUUCUCACCUGUUAUCUACACCCUUUCCUUUUUUUUCCCCAAAUGACCUGGCAGCUGUUAUCUUACAGCCUUUGCUGUGCAAACCAUGUUUGGAAAGCAAGUGGAAAAUCACAA
Molecule: messenger RNA, 849 nt
Organism: Apus apus (common swift)
Lineage: Eukaryota; Metazoa; Chordata; Aves; Apodiformes; Apodidae
Gene: MUC15
Product: mucin 15, cell surface associated
Exons: 3
Coding region: 12-692 (226 amino acids)
Source: RefSeq, a predicted model, not a curated record